AUGCGACAGCUCCUUCGCAUAUCCCCGCGGCUACCGGCACGUGUAGAUGUCGUCGCACCCUGUGCAACCCUGCAGCCACGGGGACAGCGACGGCACUACUCGAGGAAGACGCCCAACACCAGCUGGCUCCCGGUACCUUUUGUGACCGAGAACAUUGGCGGACUCCACCAUACGACAGACCUGUUCAGCCGGCUCCUGAAGGAGCGGAUCGUUUCUGUUUAUGGAGAGGUCGACGAUCAGAUGGCCGCGACAGUCACAGCUUCCCUACUCUUCCUCGAAUCCGAGUCCGACAAGCCGAUUUCUAUGUACAUCAACUCCCCCGGCGGCUCAGUGACGGCGGGUCUCUCGAUAUACGACUGCAUGAACUACAUUGUGCCCGAAGUCUCUACACUAGUACUCGGACAAGCGGCGUCAAUGGGCAGUCUCCUCCUCGCAGGUGGCGCACCCGGAAAGAGAUAUUGUCUUCCACAUUCGAGCAUCAUGCUGCACCAGCCAAGCGGCGGGCACUACGGAACGGCAGCGGAUAUUGCUAUCCACGCGAAAGAGAUCCUGCGGAUACGUGAGGUUCUGAACAAGAUCUACGAGAAACAUCUAACCGGCAAGAAGAAGUUGACACUGGCUGACAUUGAGAAGCUGAUGGAGCGCGAUUACUUCCUGAGCGCUGAGGAGGCGUUGGAUCUUGGCGUUGUCGAUGAGAUACUCGCGAGCAGAAAAAAGGUUCCGGAGCCGACUGAGGAUGCCUGA
Exophiala aquamarina CBS 119918 is the source of this 744-nucleotide messenger RNA. Its product is annotated as ATP-dependent Clp protease, protease subunit. NCBI's taxonomy places the organism in Eukaryota, Fungi, Ascomycota, Eurotiomycetes, Chaetothyriales, Herpotrichiellaceae. Gene Ontology annotation, cellular component: endopeptidase Clp complex. The record is from RefSeq and is a predicted model, not a curated record. Gene Ontology annotation, molecular function: ATPase binding; ATP-dependent peptidase activity; serine-type endopeptidase activity. The transcript has a single exon. Gene Ontology annotation, biological process: protein quality control for misfolded or incompletely synthesized proteins. The coding region runs from base 1 to 744 and encodes 247 amino acids.